This is a messenger RNA of Bicyclus anynana (squinting bush brown), 1464 nucleotides long. RefSeq names its product peroxisomal catalase 1-like. The transcript is spliced from 2 exons. NCBI's taxonomy places the organism in Eukaryota, Metazoa, Arthropoda, Insecta, Lepidoptera, Nymphalidae. Gene Ontology annotation, biological process: response to hydrogen peroxide; hydrogen peroxide catabolic process. Gene Ontology annotation, molecular function: catalase activity; heme binding. The coding region runs from base 1 to 1464 and encodes 487 amino acids. The record is from RefSeq and is a predicted model, not a curated record. Gene Ontology annotation, cellular component: mitochondrion; peroxisome; cytoplasm.
AUGUUGGCUUUUUGGAUACUGCUAGCAUUGUCUGUGGUCGUGGGAGAAGAGACACCAUAUCACCCGGCUGUAGACCAAGCUCUGCUAUGUGAGAUCAGAAAGAAGAGUCCUGAAGGUGUGAUGAGCAUCAGCAGCGGCGCGCCUGUUUCGAUCGAGCACGCCACCACCACGCUCAACAUGCCUCUCAUACAUAACCAUUUCUUCAUGGACGUUAUGACGAAUCAAGUACGGGAAAGACCUAUCGACCGCACUGUGCAUCCAAAGGGAACUGGAGCGUUCGGUUAUUUCGAAGUCACUCAUGACAUAUCUGAUGUCUGCAGAGCGAAACUGUUCAACGAAAUCGGCAAGAGAACGCCGGUCGCGGUGAGAAUCUCACCAGCGACCGCGGAACGGGGCGCCUCAGAAUUAGCGCGAGGAGUUCGAGGGUUCGCCAUCAAGUUUUACACAGAAGAUGGCAUUCUCGAUUUCCCUGGACUUAAUUUAGACAAGUUUUUCUCGAGGGAACCAACACAAUUCGUCAAAUUCGCGCACUCACUGAGAAGAGAUCCGGCUGUUUACAUCCAUAACCCGUUGAAGUUGUUGGACACAAUCCUUCAAGUCCCCGAGUCACUGAACAUGCUUAUAGAUAUGUUUGGUGAUCGUGGUAUUCCUAAAUCGUAUCGGCAUAUAUCUCACCACAACAUCCACACAAUGCAAGUUGAAAAUGCCUAUGGCGAUACCAGUUUCAUCAGAUUCCAUUGCCUGCCAGAUGAGGGCCAUCAAUUCCUGACGGAUGCGGAAAUUGCUGAGAUCAAUUUGGCAGACCCGGAUUAUUAUACGAGAGAUUUGCACGAUUCCAUUAAAAAAGGAGACUUCCCUAACUGGACGUGCUACGUGCAGAUCGCGACUGAGGAGGACGCGAAGAGGUUGGGAUUCCGCUUGUUUGACGUUACUCGUAAGCUUCCCGAAGAUGAGUUCCCCCUAUAUCCUGUAGGCAAAAUGGUCCUCAAUAGGAAUCCUAAAAAUGUCUUCGCAGAAGUGGAACAGUUGGCUUUCUGUCCGGGGAAUUUGGUAGAUGGUAUAAACGGAGGACCUGACAGAGUGUUCCAAGCGCGUCGUUUCUCCUACAACGACGCUCACCUCUACCGCUUGGGGCCACACGUCAAGGAGAUACCCGUCAACUGCCCUUUCCAAGGUCGCAAUGUCAAUCCUGAUUCAGUAAACUCCGAACCCGUUAGCUGGAAACCGCAACAGAAAGGUUUACUUAAGGUCGUACCCGAAGAUAUAUCCAACUUUGAUCAGGCGAGAGAUACAUACGAAAACAUGUCUGAGGGUGAAAAAACUCGUUUGCACGGCUCUCUGAUAGGUUUGCUGACACCCGCUAGUCCAUCGGUCCGGAAUGGCAUGAUAGAACUCUUCGAAGCUAUCCACCCCGAUUUGGGUGGCACUUUAGCAGAAAGGUUCAAUUCCACAAUGACCCGCUAA